AUGCAGCAGACAUUACGAGAAGAAAGCACACGUGUGUUGAAGAAACAACGAGUGUGUGUGGCACAGAUUGAUCGCCAGCUUGAUGAGCUACUGGCGCAAGUGGAGACAACGAAACAACAGCUCGAAGAUCGACAGAAGGAGCUCUAUCGUAAAAAGAACCGUCACUUGAACGAGUCAUCAAGUAUCUUGGCGGAGAAAAGCGAAAUAACAAUCGAUAGUCAAGAAAGUAGCAAUAAUAAUGAAGAAAUAAAAGCUUUAGAUUAUCGUGACAAAACACUGUUAGAGGCAGCUGGAUUGACGUGCAAUGCUGAGGGAUUGGAGGCAAAGCAAAAGGAUAUGGGAGUCGAGGAGCAGGACAAUGAGACCGAGUAUAUUGUAAAGGACUUUAUCAAUCGAGUGAAGCAGUUGAAUAUUGAAAAGAAUGUUGCCAGUGAACUCAAGUCUAUCCACAUAUUGCUGUCGAGAUUUUCAAAGUAUAUUGAUAAGAAUCUUUGUACAGAUAUAACAAAGGUGUGUCGGACAAAUGAAAUCGACCAAAAGAUUGUGUGCCGUCUCGUGGUUGAGUAUCUUUACCAGGAAGGACAGAUUGAGGCGGCAGAUGCAAUGUGCAAGGAAGCGGGACUCGAGCUACCCUCGACAAUAAGAAACUGCUUUAUUGAACUGCACAAGAUCUUGAAAGCAAUAGAAAAGCAUGAUGUACAGCCUGCACUUGACUGGGCACGGAAACACCGCAAAGAACUAGAAUCACUGGAGAUUGACAUUGAGUUUGAAUUGGUUCGGCACAAGUACGUGGACAUCCUUGAGUCCUCGUCAGAUAUGAUGGAUGCAGUCAGUUUUGCAAACAAGGAACUUCCUUAUUUUCAUCAGACACACGCAGAAGAGGUUGGGGUGUUGAUGAGCUGCGUACUGUUUAAAGGGAAGCUGGAAGAAUCACCGUACAAAACGCUCUUUAAUGUCAAUCGUUGGGAAGAUAUUCACGAAGCCGUGAUCCGGGCAUGCUGCCGCCUUCGUUGUGUUCCAUCUCGGUCAUAUCUCGAUACAUGCUUGGCAGCAGGUGUACCAGCGCUGCCUGCAAUGCGGAAGCUUGCGUCGGUUAUGGAUACAAAGCUGGCUGACUGGGCCAGCAUGGAGGAACUGCCUGUGGAGAUACCAAUUGCAAAGGAGCUUCGAUUUCACAAUGUGUUUUCCUGUCCAGUGUCGAAAGAAGAAAGCACCCCAGAGAAUCCACCAAUUUUGCUAAAAUGUGGCCAUGUGAUUUGCCGCAGCUGUGUCAGUCGAUUUUCUUACAACAUGACUCGGCAAUUCAAGUGCCCUACCUGCCCGGUUGAACAAACAGAGAGUGAAACACGUCAGCUGUUUUUUUAA
Messenger RNA from Peronospora belbahrii, 1365 nucleotides. The record is from the annotation of a GenBank genome assembly. NCBI's taxonomy places the organism in Eukaryota, Oomycota, Peronosporomycetes, Peronosporales, Peronosporaceae.